AAAAUCCGCUGGCUGUGUGUAUAUAAGGGAUCGACCUCACUCCACAGAGGCUACAGUCGUUGCAGUCAUGAUGGCUGCUCUUCGACAGCUCAUGCUUGUUUAUUUUCUGACAUGUAGCGGAAAGAAUGCGCAUGGAAGUAACAUCAUAAACGGUAAAGAAGUACCAGAGGGCUCAAGGCUGUACAUGGUCUCAGUGCAGAACAGUGAACCUCGCCACAUAUGUGGAGGAUUCCUCAUCAGUUAUGACUUUGCCGUCACUGCUGCCCACUGUCGGAAUCCUACAAGUGUUGUCGUAGGCACACGCGACCUCAAGGCUGCUGAUGCCAUGAGAUACACUGUAAAGACAUGCAAGCAUCCAAAUUAUGAGGAUGCUCGAAAAGGUGAUGACAUCAUGCUUCUCAAACUGGACAGAAAGGCUCAACAGAACAUUCAAGAACAAAUAAUUGGACUGUCAGAAUAUGAGAUACAAGAGAACACAGAGUGCAGUGUAGCUGGAUGGGGCUUUACAAAAAGUGGUGGUGAAGUUGUUGAUGUUCUACAUGAGGUCGAUGUGACUGUCAUUAAUACGGCUGCAUGUGUGAAUAAGUGGAAAAACUUUGGAUGUUGGCUUCCAAACAACAUCACCUGUGCAGGUGGAUUUAACACCAAAAAAGGAUUUUGUGGGGGUGAUUCUGGUGGUCCUCUCGUGUGCAACGGGGAAGCAGCUGGUGUUGUGUCUUUCAACUGUAAUAAUAAUUGUGACUACCCCAACUUACCCAACAUCUACACAGAUGUAUCAAAAUACAAGCCCUGGAUCGAUGAGAUUCUCAGCCAAAAUGACUGUUAAACAUAUGAUAGCAUGGCAUGCUAAUUUCUUUUAUUGCAGACGUAUUUCUGUGCUCGCUCUCAAUAUUGUUUGCAAAAUAAGGCUUUGUUUCUUGCUGUUUCACUUUAAUCUGAAAACAGUGUUUAGUCUUUUCUAUAAUUGGUGUUUGUACUAAAAUUAGACAUACUUUAAAUAAAAACACAAAUGUGAGGUCGGUAUGAUCUCAGUA
Mugil cephalus (flathead mullet) is the source of this 1034-nucleotide messenger RNA. Its product is annotated as duodenase-1-like. The record is from RefSeq and is a predicted model, not a curated record. Gene Ontology annotation, biological process: proteolysis. Lineage: Eukaryota; Metazoa; Chordata; Actinopteri; Mugiliformes; Mugilidae. Bases 68 to 826 code for a protein of 252 amino acids. The transcript is spliced from 5 exons. Gene Ontology annotation, molecular function: serine-type endopeptidase activity.